Xyrichtys novacula (pearly razorfish) is the source of this 25178-nucleotide messenger RNA. Lineage: Eukaryota; Metazoa; Chordata; Actinopteri; Labriformes; Labridae. The record is from the annotation of a GenBank genome assembly.
AUGCCUGCCUCAUCACAGUGUCGCGCGCCUCGCCCUCUCCACACCUCGCUCUCGAACCCGCGCGGCUCACCGAGCAAAACUAUAAAUUAGGGAUUUUUUUUUCUUCCGCAAGACUCGAAGCAGAGUGGAAAACGCGGAAAUAAACGUCAACUCUGCGGGGAGCGAGUUGAAGAAAAGGCGAGAACUUAAUUUAUUUGGAUGUGUUUCAAAUCUUUUUCCACUGCGCGCGGUGGUGACAGUUGGUGCUCGAGGCAUUUUUACCCACUGAGGGACGCUUGCGCCAAGGUUCAUGAAGAAGUUUUUUAAUGUUGUAGCAGAGGAAAACAAAAGCAUUAGUAAGUCUUUUCAUUUGGCACCAAUUUUAUUCAUAGAACCGAAUUCUAACUCCCCGUCACACGGAACUUCGUCUGUUGUCCAAUCCGUCAGCACGUUGCUCACGCUCAGUUUGGAGAUGGGUUUUAAUUGUAGACCCUCACCGUGUCUUAAUGGAUUUCACGAGUUGUAAACUGUACCCAGACGGACUGGAGCCUCACUUUGUCAGUAUAUAACACACCUGGACACAUCUGGCUGAGCUCUGCUGGUUCUUCUUUUGAGACAGGGCACGGACAUUGCCUCAGCUGUUGGUGUUUUUCAUCGAUUCGGUGACAUUUGGAGCCCGAACUGCAACAGUGGACACGUGCAAGUAAGUGAGUCAGAUAUCUGACUGUUACACACACACACACAGACACACACACACACACACACACACACACACACACACACACACACACAAUGAAAACACCAGGCAACAGGAACAGAUGUGCAGCAUUAUGUAGGAUUAUACUUACACCGGAGUAAAGGGUGAGGAGAUUCACUUUUUUGGAGUGGGGCAACAGCUGCAAGUGGGAAACAAGAUUAUUUAUUUAUGAUUCAGCACAAUUGCAACUUUGAUGAGAAAAUGCAGCUUCCAAAACUGCAGCAUGUCAGCUGAUAUCUGUAAAAGGCUGAGACAGAAGGGGAAGAAGUCAUGGUUUCACAACGCCAAAACUCAACUAGAGCACAGUUCAGGUGAUGGAAAUUCUCAGUGCGUGCAAAAUCUCCUUUUUUAUGAGAGGAUGAACAUGUUCCCCAUUUUUAUCUAGAAUCAGUUCAGCUAGAUUAGAGCUUGGAAAAAAUAAGUGCUCUGCGUGAUCACACUGGCUGUAAUUUGCUGGUGUUGACUCUUGAUAAAGUUCCUCAGAAUGAAUACUUGUAAACAUUCUUCAUAAUUGAAGCAGGGUCUCUCCGGGUCGAGGACCAGCAUGUAAACAAAUCUUUUGAAAGUCAGAAUUAGUCUUUUUUGCACAAGCCUCAGCUGAUACACUGAGGAGGUUUGAUCUUCAAAGUGAAGAUAAUGUGACAAGCUGGACAGAUUUCCUCUCUGAUAUUAUCUCUUCAGAUGAGCAAAUUCUUUAAAACUAAUUUUUUUCACUUGUCUUUUUCCAGGAUGGUUGCACCCAACUUUUGAAGGACACUUUUUCGACAUUUUCUUUGGAAGCAAGGAUAUAUAUAUCCGACACAAUUCCUGCAGCCUACAGCCAUGGCUCAAAAGCCAGACCUAUGCCACUCCAAGAGCCACAUCGACCCCGGCAUGAAGCCUUUAAUCAGUGCCAUCAUGUUCGCAGCAGGAAUCUUUGGCAACGUGGCCGCCCUGGUGAUCCUGGAAAUUCGCCGACGAAAAAGCAUAAGGUCUGGAGACACAAGGCGUCGAUCUUUGUUUCACGUGCUCAUCACCACAUUAGUAGUGACGGACUUGGCGGGGACCUGCUUUGUUAGUCCAUUGGUGCAGCAUUCAUAUUCUCAAAACACUACCUUAGUGGGGAUGGAACAACGUAAUAGGAGUGUGUGUAAGUACUUUGGUUUCAGCAUGACCUUCUUCAGCCUGGCCACCAUGUCGCUCCUCUUUAUGAUGGCACUGGAGAGAGGUUUUUCCAUCGGGUAUCCCUACCUAUACAGCCGUCACGUCACCAAAAAAUGUGCCUACAUCACAAUCCCAUCAGUAUUUUUGUUCUGUGUGUUAUUUUGCCUCCUCCCUUUUGCGGGAUUUGGUACUUAUGUUCAGUACUGCCCCGGGACAUGGUGCUUUAUUGACAUGAAGCCGGAAGAACCGGUCCACCGUGCCUACGCGAACCUGUACGCUACGUUGAUGCUAGUGCUGGUGCUAGCAACAGUGGCGUGCAACUGUUUCGUGGUUUACCAGCUGUUCAAAAUGUACCAACGUCGAAGGAGGAACGGCUCGGUGAUGGUGACGACAAGACCAAGCAGUGAACGCAAGGCGACGUCGAUGGCUGAGGAAGUGGAGUAUCUCAUCUUACUGGUGUUCAUGACCAUCAUCUUCAUGAUCUGCACACUGCCCCUAGUGGUAAGAACACUGAAGACAACUUACUGUUAUGCUAUUAUAUGCGCACACAUACCAGGAAAUACACAGUUUAAUUCUGAAAAACCUCAGCAGGAGUACGCACAAGGUUCUCUACAAGCACAUCAGUGUUCAUUAAAAAGGGUUAGUGUCUGUAAAAAUCAUAUAAAUGCAAUAAGAGAAUUUCUUUCAUUUUGAUUUCAAAGGAUGAACACACACACACAAAAUUAGCAGAUUUUUCAGCAUCCCCAUCUUUACCCUACAGUGGCUUUACAGGUUUUGAUCUCAGGUCUCACUGUAAUUUAACAGCUCAGUGAACUCUCCUGUGCGUCUGCUGAUGUUGCAGCGCUGCUCUGCUUUCUUAUCCUCAUUAUCUGCACAGUGAUUUACAGCCCAAGACUUGAAAACCCUUUUAAACUCUGUAAAACCACUUUACAGUCAGAGCGUCUGUUUGGUUACAGAAUUACAACAAAGUGAGUUGUCUCCUUUUGUAAGCCCUUUUUUUUUAAAUUGAUGUUUAUUCUUUCAGUACAUCCUCACUCACCAAAAGUGAUCAAAAUAGCAAGAAUAAUUGAUUUGAGUUCAGUAAUGUCAUCUAUCACUAAUCCAAAAUUAAAACCACUUCAUAGCCAAAUGCCGUGUGCCUGAGACGCCCAAGUGGUAUUUAAAGAAAGAUUUAAAAUGUCACCCAGAGCAGAUCUCAUUUGUUACUCAUGUGUAUUUAUCUCCUAAAUAUCUCUGUGUUUUUUUGUCACCGCUCUUGUGGCAUUUUGUAGAAAUUCUGCCUUUCAAAUAUAACACAAUCGACUAUGAACUGUUGUGGCACCAAGCUGUGAUCGGAAACGGUCUUUUCAGUGACAUUCACAGCGACCCAUUAUACCGCCAGGAUCUAAAUACCAGGAGCUUGAAUUUAGAUAUCAUCUCAGUGGACUUGAAGAAAGGGCAACUUCUAAUGGCUAUUUUGGUAGCUGAUUAAUCAUCAAUAAAUGAAACAAUGAAAAUAUUAGAUCAUGAGCUACAUCUUUACCUAACAGCUCUUAUUGAGGAAGAAGCUUUUAAAUUCAAAGUGACUUUAAAACAUACCAUUAAAAUUCUUAAUGAAAUCUAUUUUAUUUUCUAUCUGGAGUUUAUUUAAGACGGCUAAAAUUGUUCUGCUCAGUAAUAGAUGAAAGCGAUGAGAGAGAGGAGGACAUUGAGUAAAGAGUUUGAAGGUGAGAGACCAAAACUAAGUGUUUAUAAAGAUAGUAGAGUGAUACAUUUAUCUUUUAUGCUUUGUUUUGUUUGUUACUUCCCUUCAGCUCUUUUGCAUGCACAACUCACACCUCAGCAAUUUUCAUUUUGGGAAAUUGUUGCUCUGCAAACAGCAUGAAAAACACACCCAAUGAUGCAACAGAGUAAUAACAGACUGUUAAAUACAAAUGUGCCACUGCUUUCGUCAGUGACUUAUCAUCGCAUCCUUAGAGGUGUGCUGACAUUUCUUUGCUGAAACACUCAGAUCAUCUGAUGAUUUCGACAUGUUUGCAAAGUUAUUUCAAAGUGCAUGGAGAAUUUAACGUGUUGCAGCGACAGCUAUUGCAUAUAUUAGUCUGAAGACGUGUACAGAUACUGAUGUAAAUAUAGAUAAGAUCCUGUUUUGGAGGUUUGCCAGUCAUUUGUUACUGUAAAAAUGUCAUCAGAUGGUACACAGGAAAAGCUGACACAUAAGGUCUAACCACUGAAAUCACUUUGGUAGAGAGGGUUACAGAACUGUUCAAGACUUGUGUUUUACAUUGUGUACCUCUGAAGUGUUAAAUUUAGUGAAAUUUUCAAACUUAACUGGGACUAUAUAAGUCAAAUGUUAUAGGAAAUAGUUGAAAAAUUGCUCUCUUUGCCAAACCAACAGCAUCAAGCCACAAAAUAUUCAAUUAACUUUGAAAUAUGAAGGAAAAAGACAACAAAUCCUCACAUUUCAGCAGCUGGAUCCAGAACAUUUAUUGCAAACGGGUUAAAAAAUUGCUGUAUUUCGGACGACCCCAAAUGGCUCUGUCAGAUAUGUCAUCAGGAAGUCAGUUAGACGGAUCAUAAUGAGAUGAUAGCGCUGACUGUAAUUAUGAGUUUGGGCUCAAAUGUAAAAACAACAAGAUAAAUCAUGUGUCUGAUGGCUAAUCAAGGGGAGCACAGAGCUAUUAAUCACUUAGCAUGUCUUUAAAAUACACAAAUGAAAGUCUGCAGUCAUGCUUUUAUGAGAUUUACCCCCACAGGCAAAUCAAACAAUGUGUCCCGUAGCAGGUGAUAACACAUGCUAACAGCAGCCAGGAACAGCAUCUAUUUCAAUACCUACAUGUAGUUCGAAACGUGGGCCAAUCAAAUCAUUUAUGAGUGAAGAUCCAGAUCAAAACAACCCUUAAAAGAUUCAACAAGCAGCGACGAGACAGUUUGCUCUCACAGUAAGUCUCCAAAACUAUUUUUUUUGCCUCCACCUCAGUUUUGAAAGUAUCUCCUUUGAAUUUCUAGAGAAAAAUCGAUGCAUUUCCCAGCAGAUAUGAUGUUGUUUUUUUUUUUUUUGCAGACAGCGGUAAUAGGGCCAAAGUGCUGUCUUCUGCACUGCUGUGGCUUAAAAUGCAGACAUUACCUCUCUGCAGCGAUCGCCAAAUUCAGCAUCAGACUUAAUUUGAUAGCCUCAGAAGCAUCAGAAAGCGCAGCGUGACCACACGAGGAGCUCAGUGUUCCCACUGAGUGGAGCUUAUUGAAGUAUAUUUCAACUCUUACCAUUAGGCUUGUGUUUUCGCUUGAAAAAUGGUGGAGAUACAGCUGCAAAAUAUCAAACUUUGAUAAAGUAAACAAACUGAACUUUUUACUGAUGACUUCCUGGCUUUGCACUGGUGAAGAGACACUAAGCAGAGAAGCUGGCAAGAACUUAAAUGUCACUGAGGGUGACCACGUUCUAAAAAAUAUAUAAAUCUAGCCGUAAUAUAACUGCGACAAAUGAGCUGCUAAAAUAAUUUGUUCCUUGCACAGCUGUCAGAAAUGGCAAAUGAGACCAAACUGAUUUCUGCACUGGGCUCGAAACAGAUUUAACCAUGCUGUUAUGUUUAGCUUUUUGAUAUGGAACUGAAUAGGGAAUGACUCACUUUUGGAGUUGGUCCCAAGUGGCCAGUCAAGGAACUGCACCUUUUCGGCCACUUCUGAGUUUGGUCGUUCUUGAUCCCUGGAUGUUACUCCUCGGCCUUAACAGAUAAAACAUGGAUUAAAAUGGGUUAACAAAGAAGUACCUAAAACCCUGAAGGUCUAAAAGGCAGGAUCAGCUACUGUUUGUUGUUAUGACGGGGGAUUUACUGAUGUGAUUAACUUUUAUACUCACUCCUUCCCAAUGAGGUGAGGACAAUACAUUCAGCUGACACUUAAUUUCUAUGCAAACAAGCGAACAACGCCAGACACAACCACAGGGCGUUAACUGUAAACUCGGCUAUUAAUGAUCUUUUAAGAGCAGCACAUAAAGUUUGUUUGAUCAAAUUUCAUCACCAAUGAGCCGCUCUCCGCUGUACACUGUACACUGUGUACCAGGUGUUUACUGCUCAUGACAGGUAAAGGGCACUGAUAUCAGCUUCCCGCACUGACCUCCUCCAGGACGGUGGAUUAAAUAGAUGACUGGUACAGUGAAGCUCAUCAAGGACAGAACAGGAGGCAGGUUAGGUAGAUGAACAAGAGACUAAAGGACAGAAAAACAAAUUAGGCUGCACACGAUCCCUCCUGUGGUAUCAUCAGGUCAAAAACAAGUUAAUAUGUAAGGCUGAGUAAACGUCAAAAUAAGCUGAAACAGUCCAUUAAUUCUCCAGUCACACAGUCAAGGCAGCAACCAUUAUUAUUGCAAUAUGACGCCAAAAAUAAAAAGUAGAAAUUUAGUUGAUAAGUAUAUAAUGGUUUUCAUGUCCAGCUGCUACCCUGGCUCACUAUUUUUGUAUCAGAUGUCCAGUUGUAGUCACUACAGACCAUCACCACAGCAGAGAAAAGUGAUAUGCACAUUACUUUCAGCCACAUUUGAUGGAUACGUCUUAUUAUGUGAGUGCCGCGCUUCAUAUACUGGUCAAUCACUUACUUGUGUCUGUCACUACUUCUCAUAUUUCUGCAGAAUGGCCACUUUAACCUAUUGGCUGACAUUUCCAUUUGCUGCCAGCAAAAUAUGAAGAAAACCUUUUACCAUACAUCACUCAAAACACACACUCAGUUAUAACUCAGGGGGUAAUUUGGCCUCUUAUUUUGAAGUAACAUCCACCUUCAUCUUGAAUUUCCUUCCCCAUUCUUUACAUGAAAAAUGCACCAAAGGUAAAAGCUGUCUUCUCUCCUGAAGGCAGCCAACAUUUUCAGCUGGUGAUCUAUCAGUCAAGAGUUCUGGUGCCAAAGACAACGUAGGGCCUGUGUUUCAUCCUUAAAGGACCUUUUUUUUUGUCUAAAGAGAUGUCUAAAAUGUACAUUCAGGUAAUUUAAUUCUUACACCUACGCUGAAUUCAUCGCACACAAAUGAAAUAUUUCAAGAUUCUCUUUGGGGUUCAGGUCAGGCCAAUCAAGCACGGUGAUACCACAGUAAGCAAACUGGGUUUUGGUAGUUUAGGCGCUGUGGGCAGAUGCUAGGUACUGAUGGAAAAAGGAAAUCCGUAAAACUUUGCAGAUGUUUCCCUGUUUGAACCACUGUUGUUUUCGUCAAUGCCUCUUUUUUUCCCCGACGAAGACAUGACGUUGACGAGCUAAACAUCUAAACUAAAGUCUUAAAUGACUAAAAUGUGACGAGACGAAUGUGCGUUUACGUUGACGUGACGAGACGAGAACGUUAGUGGUGGACGACGAACAGAGUUGCAAAAUUCAUGAGCAUUUCGUCAGUCAAACGCUAAACAUAUAUUCUGCAGUGUUGUUUUUGUUGACGAUGACGUUGACGAAAUAUUUUCAUUAACGUCAUCGUCAAUGAAAACAACACUGGUUUGAAUGAAAUUAUAGGGAAAAAAUAAACUUUUUCUAGACAUUAUAGUUUUUUAGCUGCACCUAGACAGCAGACGUACUUUUGUAGACAAACUCUGUCUUUUCCAGGAUGGUUCACUGUUUGGUUACCAAUCUUGGAUGUCACUACGCUGUGUUUAGCAAGUUUCGCUCUCUUUAUUAGAAUUCUUCAAAGCCACCCUAGCCAACGUUAUCACAUUUAAUAUCACUUUCUUCCAACUUGAUUCUUCCAAAGGGUAAACGCAAACAAAAACUCUGAAGAGCGCUGAAUCUAGGGCCAUUAGCAGGGUCUACAGCACAGCUAGUAGCGGGAGGCUGCAUGACAGUUCAGAUGCAACCCUUAACUAGCAGAUAUAACAGAUGACACAGUGAUGACAUUUAAAUGAUUAAUCUGCAUAUCAGGCACAUCCCUAUGGCUUGUUUAAAACUCAACUGACUUGUGUCAACUGUCUUCAGCGUCUUAGAGGACACAGCCAACUAAAGUCUUAACAUGAUAUUGGGAUUGUUUUGAAAGCUGGUGUCAGCAAAGAGAUUAGGUGUGGAUGCAUUCAAAGAACUUGACAUCUGGUAUCUCAAAUUAGCAGUUUACAGUGCAACACACUGAAUGGCUUAACAUGAGUACAGAUUCAUUAUUAAUGAAGAGUUUUAUAUUAACACACAUGGGUGUCCAAACAGCGAUGUGACACCACAGUCUGAGGUCGGGAUGCUCCACACACACACACACACACACACACACACACACACACACACACACAGACACACAUGAAGAAAGAUCGUAUUACAGUUUUUUGCCAAUAUGAAACUGUACACUGAUGAUGUGACUGUGUGUGUGUGAGGUCCUUCAGGUUAUUGGGGAUUGCAUUAAAAAUUGAAAAGGGCAGACAAUAGCCCGCUGGUCCAGAAAACAAAUUGAUGGAGCAGAAGGCAUGGGCAGAGACGGAUAGAAAUAUAACACAGCAGUACAGAAGUAGAAUUUAAAUCAGGACUGAAGACCAACUUUUCAACUCUGUUUUUAUUUGGUACGACAUGUCUGUGUCUAGUUUUCAAAUCUAACCCUGCAUUGUAAUAGCUGUAGAAAAUCCCCAGAUUGGAUUUCCAUUUUUAGUGUUCCUCAUUACUGUGAUCUGGGAUUAGGAUGAUAGCACUGCAAGCUCCUCUUUCACUUUGAUAAAGCCACUCUUCUCCAAUUCGUCCUCUCAUUUUCUUUCUCUUUCAAGCAAUAAUCCAUAUAGUUGAAUUCCCCCAGUACCAAAUACAACACAUAUCCACUCAACUUAUAAAGUGGAUAAGAGACUCUCAUUCAUUAGUACCAUCAACCAUUUAGCUUUUAGCUUUCAGCCGACAACAUCAAAAGUAAACACCCAGCAAAUGGACGGAUAUCAUGAUGGCUUUUAGUCUUAUGAGAUACGUUACUAACUUUAUUUAAUUCAGUGGUGUUUUCGCCUUAUUUUUUGGAUAUAAUGUGAAGAUCAGUUUCCUUCAUCAUCUGUGGUGUACAAGUAGGAGCUAUUUAUUAACAUGGACACCACGCCUUCAUGCUCCUCCUGUUGUGAGAUGGGAAUUCUACCUUAAUGUGACUAACAUAUUGCACAAGUCCAACCAAGGACAUGUGCAGAGGUGCCAUCUGGCAGGUUGGAGCCAUGAGACUGACCUUUCACUCCUGAAAACACUCAUUUUCCUCUCUAGUCAACAUUUAACAUCUGAGAUACUCCAGAAUAGGACAUUUGACGGGUUGAAAGUGAUCUCCUUUACUCUGCCAGUAGAAGGAGCUCUGGAUGUUUUGGCUCCACAGUCUGUGAAACCUCUUGUGGCUCUCUUACCCAGUCAGUGGUCUUUCCUCCCUCCUUGUUUUGCUUGUAGAAAUAAUCUGUUAAACCGCUUCAUUUUGGGACACAGUAAAUACUCAGUGAGUCGCUGCCAGAUUUGGCCACUUGCUCUAACGUUUCCCCACAAACUUCCUAUUUACACACUCGUAAAACAAUUAUAGUUUGGAGCCCUGUGACUAGUAAAGUUUUGGUUCCAAAUGCUUGAAUUUUGGCCGAACUCUGCAAACACAAACUGUUCAAUUUAAUCUCACGACUUCACAAGCCAACCCGCAAGUCUCUUAACAUACUUCGAAUAUUAACUCUCAUUUAUCAUCAACAGAAAACAACAAAUACUCGGGAGCUAGAUUAUCACAUCUGGAAAAUUACACCGUUUUGUCCUUGCUGACACUCCACAUUACCUGUUUUACGACUCUUUCUCCUCGGUUCCAGGGGAGCUGGAGAAAAUGGGCUCACAGUGCCGAGCCUGGCUGAACUAAGAAAAUCAGGCUCACGCUCUCUAACCUUCUCCCCAUCGGUUUCUGUCUCUAACACACUGCGAGGCCUGUCACUAAUCAUGGUUAUGAUCCCAUGUGGAUUUGUUUAGACGGACUUUGGGGUUAGCGUGGAGCUCCUCUACAUUUUAAAAACAGUCAAUACCUCACAAAUUUCUUUUGCGUCAUUGGUGUUUUUGAUCUGCAUUCAGAUUCUGUUUCUGCAGUGUUAUAAAAUUUCCUAAACAUGUUAUGUAACUAUUUUUCUCCAGCCUAAGAGAAGAAAAAGUUUCAACUAUUCUUUAAAAACAGUUGCCUGAUUGCCAUCUGCAGCUGUGUGUUUGUUAGGAGAGACAACUGCGCUUCAAGAUAGCCAAUUAGACCUCAUGCAGCAAUAAAGCUGCAUGGUUGUGUGACUUAGCAACAGGAAAUUGGCUUAAUGAGACUGGCGCGACAAUGUUAGUGUAAGCAUCGCUCUCUGAGGAAGCAGGGAGCUUUUACGGGAGUGAAACCUGAGUCAGUUUAGAGUACAACUUUUUUAUGGGGGAGAUAGGAAAAACUUGGAGGGACAGAGAUGAGAAAAACAAGAGAAAACGGUGGGCGAGGGUGGAAAAACUCUGAAAGAAGAAUACAAGAAGCGGUGCAUAAAUUUACUUUACAACCUGUUCACUUCUGCAUUCAUGUUUUACUGGAUAUUGUUCGUGUGUGUCCCCGGGAGAGAGCAGCUGCAGGAGUUUUUAAACCUGUGAGCCGGUCAUAGCUUCCCUGGAUUGUAUUAUUGUGCUGUUUCCCGAGCCUGUGGGCAUCAGCUUGGGGAAUUUACUGCUUUCCACUUAAGCCAGUGCUGCAGUAGCUGAUUUCAGCAGCAGACUUUAACCAGCCCCCACAGUGCUGAUCAAACGGGCGUACUCCAAAGCUGUUCCCAUUAGGAAAGGUCAAAGACUUUUUAAUGUGGUACUUAUUGAUCUGACCUGUCGAUGAUAUCAUGGAACAGUGUCUGUGUGUGCUGUACAGUGAGGUGGAUCACAGGUUUUAAGCCUCCCUUUAACUUUAGCUGAAGGUGCAGAGACAGGGAGUACUAAGGUUGAAAACAGACCCCCAACGCUCUGAUUUAUGAGGGUAAAAUCCUGUAACUGUUUUUGUUUAAAUUUAAAGGUACAGUGUGUAAAAAUUGAGGAAGAAAAAAAAAAUUAAAUAGAAAACAGCACGAAAUAAAAUCAGUCUAAAAUCAGGGUGAACUAGACCCCAUGGCUUCAUAUAAGGGUCUUGCUCACCCUGUUACGACUCUAAUAUGCACAAACACCUAUUCACUGUAAACUUCUUAUUCCUGAGAGUAAAGGUCCUUUCACACCGUUUUUGUCGUGCAAUUAUUUCGGACGUCAAUAUUUUUUUUCGAACCCGUAUCCUGUCAAUACAAACGUUCACAUCAGCAACGUUUUCCCGUCCUGCGAUAUUGCAGCAUUUAUUUUUUCGGAUCAUGGUCGAUUUUUCUAAAGUUUUGCAUACUGUGUGUCCACUUCUGACCAAUCAGAUUUCGUGUUGUUGUGACGUCUGAUUCACCGGUAUAUCCAACAUGGCCAACCGGCUGAUUGUUUACGUGUCGGAGAACAGAGUGCUUUUUGAUAAAAGACACAAAUAUUACAAAAAUAACGACCUGAAGGACAACAUAGCGUCGGAUCUCUCAUAUGACGAUGGUUUGUGUGCUUUAACAGUUUGCUAAACGUCUUUGUUUUAACUUUCAUCUGUGCUAACGUAGGCUAACGGUUGUUACCAUAGUUUCAUGUGCUUAUCUUAUCGCCUCUGAUGAGUGCUGACCGUUUGGCUUGAGUGUGUGACGUUUCCAGCUUUUCUAGCCAAUCAGAGACGAAGGAGGCGGGACUUUUCCUGGGAAAAGUCUUCCGUGGGAUGCGUCUUUUUUCCCCCCGUGAAAGUCGGGCUUGAUGUGUAUAGUCAGGCAUGUCAAAAUUUGCCUCUGAAUAUUUCGUAAUUUCGUGUUCUAUAUUCGCGUCGGCCCCGGUGUGUAAGGACCUUUACACUGUGUUCAAGUUACCUCGGAAGUCAGAUGUCCGAGCUGGGAAUGACGUCGCAACCGAGUUACUGUUGUUUUGGUUACCAAGUCGGAAAAAACAAAAUUGAAGGCGGAAACAAAAAGGCUAAAUCUACGAAAGUUAUUUUAGCGCUCGCCUUGUCCGAAUGAGAGCAACUUCUGGACAAAUAUGCGGUCCUUCUGCAACAUCUUGUUUCCACCUCCGAUUUUGCUUUUCUCUGACUUGGUUACUGAAACAACAGUAACUCAGGUGUGACGUCAUUCCCAGCUCAGACAUCUGACUUCCGAGGUAACUCGAACGCAGCAUAAGAGGUUUAGUCCCUGCACAAAUCCACUCUUGGCUGUAAAUGUCUUCAUGUCUAAACUUGGCGACUCCUCUUGAGGGAAAAAGGUGAUAAAACUUAAUAGUGAGCAGCACAUAUUAAUCAUUACCUGGUUGCUGUAAGUAGCAUGUUUUCACCUUAUCAUGUAUUUUAAAAGCAAAUACCAGUGUCGUUACUCUGCAGGAGGAUAUAGAGAAGCUUUGAGAAUACAACCCUGGUGUUUCAACAAAGAACCUUUUAUGAUCCCUCUCUCACACUAUGAGUAAACCACUUCAACUGGAUAUCAGCAUGGGAAUCUUGAUUUUGCUCUGCCUCUGCAUUCAACAUCUGCCUCUUAGCUUCUCCUAAAACCACUAAAUACACAAAUGUUCGGUCUCAAUAAUUUAUGGCGUGCCUGUGUUUGCCUCGGCGGCCCGUCUGAAAAGCAAACAAGCUGAUUCAGAGUAAUUGGAAUAUCCUCGUUGAAUUAGGACUCUGCAAACAUCCUGAGGACUGAGUGGUUGUGCUUCCUGUAUGAAAGAGGAUAAAACUGCGACAGACUGAAAAAGUGUUAUUUACUGUGAGUGUGGGAAAAUACAUAUUUGGACAAAGAGCCAGAGUACACCUUCACUGCUGCUAGAUCCUCUUUUUCCAUUAUUUUUUAUUAUAAAUCAGUUAGGGCCUGAGUGCCUGCGGGUGAGGAGGACUGUUUUUUUUUUUUUUACAGGAUUUUCUCCAUCCUUAAUGCCUGUCAUUGGUGGUUUUAGAAGAAGAAAAACACCAAUCUAACACACAUUUUCUCUCUUUUCCCUCCCCUCUAUUUUUCAGAUCCGGGUCUACAUCAAUUCAUUGAGGAAUGAUGAGUUCCACCUACAGGACUUGGUCGCCCUACGCUUCAUCUCUGUCAACUCCAUCAUUGACCCCUGGGUCUUCAUCCUCCUUUCCCCCAGUGUGCUGCACUUUUUCUGGGGCUCAGUUUGCCGAUUUCCCUUUGGGGCCUCCAGGGGUUCUGUGUUUAAAACUUCAAUAGCUAAAGAGAACGCUCAACCGAACGUUGAACUAACCUGCCCGACGUGGCAGUACACAGAUAAUUUCCAGACUGCUGAAGCUGUAUGACCGUAACAGUAUUUAUAUUCUAAGAAUUGUAUUUAUUGGACUCCAGAUUGGAGGAGGUGUUUUCCUCUGUGAUCUCAUGAAACAGAGGUGUUGUGGACUUAAACAUCUCUUUAUUUCUGAGAGUUUUUGUUUUAAAAAUGGCGGUUCCUGUCACUCAAAUCUAACUACCAUCUUUGGGGUCAGAGUUCUUGCCAUUCACAGGGGAUUGAAACCUUCUACUCGCAUUUCAACUAAGUUGAUGCAUGUUGAAUGCAUACAGACUUCUCUGGAGCCUUAUUCUAAGUGUAAAAGCUCAACAUUUUGCUGUCUUUGCUGCUUAUAUUUCUUGCCAUUAACAAGUUAAAUUAAAGAAAGCUGCUGAAUGGAUGGCAAAAGAAAGAUGCCACUUAUAGUAUCUGUAUAGUUUGAAAUGGAUACACUGAGUGUUUCCUUCUGCAUCAAAUUGAAUCUAAAAUAUCUCAAGCUUGGACGAGGACAGAAAGCAACAUACUGAAGAUGCCAGAGGUCAGACUUUUUUCUUUUAUGUGUCCUCAUCUGAAGAGCAUUAUCACCUCUGGGCUUCUAAACCCCCCACCUGAACCCCGGUGAACCUUUCCCUCACAUACCAAACAGAUUCCUGCUGGAGGUCAAAAGGCAACAAGCCCGGAGAGAGGAUAGUCAACACUUCACUCAGGGAGUGGGUGAUAAACACAGGAGAGGUUAUUUGAGCUGUAGCGACAAUAUCGAAUUCAUGUGUUCAUGUACAGUAUGAAGCAUAUGAAUUAUUAUAACCAUAUCUAAAGGAGAGUUCCUGAUACGAGACCACAGUGACCAUCUGACUUCAAAACUUCCUUUUUUUUUUUGUUUCAUGCACAACCCAGAUAGUUUUCUUUCAUAAUCGUCUUUAUGAAACACCAAAACAGUGACGGCACAGAUUGAUCGCAAAUGAUGGUACUUUUUAAAGGAACAAGCUACCUCCUGUCACACCAAAUUAACUCAAUUAGAUUUGUGAAGCCAGAGUGUAAACCACACCAGUACAUAAGACAGAGUCUGAUUUUCGGAGUCUCUUAGUGUGACCAAAUUUUAAACCAACUUCCUGUCUGAUCAAUCCAAAACAUCCCCGUACUUCUCUUUUGUUUUCACCACGUGCAGUUUGCGGUCCAUGUGCCAACAGAAACUUUGAUCAUUAUGAGGUACCAAACAACCACCUGUGACUGAUUUGCCUAGAAAGCGCAGCUGUGGCUCAUUUUCGCAGUAGGUCACCUCUCAGUUGGAACAUUGGUGGUUUUAUCCAAGGUCCUGCUGAGUUAACGGCGGCUGCACUGGCGGCCAUGACAAACUACAUCUGUGACGAGGUAGCACAAGGUCAACAUGCAGACCAAUCAGACUCGAGGCGUGCAAUUUAAUUGUCUUUAGUGUCGCUUUUGCAUUUGAGAAUUAAUCGCCAUGGUUAUGGGAUUUUGGCCAAUUAGAAACAUGUCUUUUCUACAGCUGGGUUAUAAUUGGCAUAAGCAAGUUAAGAGCUUAAAAUCCCCAUUGGCUUGAUGAGCAAAGAUUCAUUUACAAUAUAAAUCAUAUACUCAGCUAAAAGUUGUUGACUUAACUCCUUUAUUACCUUUAAAAUGUACCAUAAUGUGCUGAAAAUCUGUGCCGUACACCAGCUCUCAGAAACAAAGUAAACUGACAAGUUUCCCCUUUAUCUCGCUUUCUCAUGCUGGAUACUGUGUUGGGCGUGAUGUCUAAAACUUGUCUGGAAACUAUGAAGGGAUAGUUCCAUUAACUUCAUGACUUAAGUGCCAUUUCAGCUGGGUUUAAAAGAGGGCAUCUUGAAGUGUUUAGGUUAUUUUGAAUGUUUCUUUUGAGGACAUCCUUUAUGCGGGGAGGAGCACGUCCUUUUUCAUGGGAAUCGUCAUGAUCGCACGUUCAUGUUGUUGAAUGAAGUUUGACGGGGAAAUGCUUUCAAGUCCUCUGAUUAAAAACUAAUGACAAAAAAGUUCCCCUGCAUUAGACUUCACCAGUCACUUUGAAAAAUAUCCGCCCACAAACACAAGUCAUCAGUGCGUCCAAUGAGCUUAAGACGAUCAAUGACUUUCCUGGAAAAUACGGGCUGGUAAAAAGUCGCACAUGUCGCAUCAUACGGUGUUAAAUAACACAAAACCACAGGGAAUUGUUACUGUUACAACAUCUCUUUGUCAUAAUGGAUCAAACUCUGUCAGGGCUCAAGUGUUUGGCAAGAAAAUAAGCUACUUGAGAUUAGCAGGAUCUCCGGUCGUAAAUCUCUCGAAAUAGAAAAUCUUUCCAUGGUGAGCGGGGUUACGUAAUGGCAGGAGUUUCGUUUAACUGAAAGCUUGUUAAAUAAGAGAAAAGGUUCUCAGCUCUGUCAUGUAAAAUACCAGAAAGUGUGUGAACAUCGGGUUAACGAUCGGGCUGCAACCAUUUAUUUGAAUGUGUUAAAAAAAAAAGUGUGUGUGAGUGAGGAUGUCGUUUGGUUAUCUUGCUGUGAGAACGGCAGUUUAUUGCCUCUGUUGUCGGUCUGUUGUUGCUUGUAAGCUCAGCAUCAAAAUUGUCAGUGUUUACGACGGUCACUUAUACGUCCUGUGGAGUUUGCGUGUGUGUUAUGUGAGCUUUGGUUCUGUAUGUGUGUGUGUGUGUGUGUGUGUUGUGUUUUUGUGAACAUGUGUUUUUUGCUAAUAUAAAAUUCCUGGAUAAACGCUUUUGUCCAAGUGCCUACAAGAGGUGCAAUUUCCUGUACGUGUGUGUGUGUGAGAGAGAGAGAGACAGACAGCACUGACAUGUACCCGUGUGGAAACAGAAUGCUACCUACCUUGACGUGUCUGUUAUUAAAGUACUGUAAAUGAAAGUGAAUGCACUGAGCACACGGGUGUGCAUGUGUGUCUUUUAUUGCUUGUGUAAAUAAACAUCUCAUCUAACAAAAAUUCAGUCCGACCUGCUCGGUAACUUUUUUUCUUUCAGCACACACACAGUUUGUGGAUGGCUUCCAGAUGUGGAGGGCAGAGGCAAAUCUUUCAACAAGACGUGUGUUUCACUUGAACUUUGACUGGAGUUGUUUCUCUCCAAAGUCACGUUAAGAGGGGCGGUUUGUCACAUUUUCUUUUCUGUCAUUUCAACACUGCGUAUGUUCGUUGUUUAUUCUUAGCGACCCUAAAGUGAAGUUUGCUGUCUGUGAACAGGAAAUAUGUUUUUGUCUCACACUGCUCACUGGUUUUACUUUUGUUCUGUUGUGGUUUAAUUGAUUAACAAAGAGUUUUCUUUGUCUGGAAAAGCAACUUAACCUCAAACUUAUUUAGAGAAAGCAUAGUUGGUUUGUAAAAAGUCAAAACGGAAACCUUUUGUACUUUUUGCUCAGUAAAGUAAAAUUUAAACUACUAGUAUCAAACAGGGGCUGUCGAUGAUUGUACCUAUUUCAGAUACAGUCCAUUUUUGGGGGAGAAAACUUUAAACUGUUUCCCUGCAUGAAGACUUCUACUGCAUUUAGCAUUGUGCAGUUUGAAUGUAGAUGUGUAGCUUCUUCCACUAUCAUCAGGUAUCUAGGUGCAUUGGGACUUUGCACCUGCCUGGGAUGCCAUAACUACUACCAUGUGGUUUGGUCCUAAAUCCCACAUAAAAUCAUUAAGAUAAGAUAAACAUUAGGGAUCUGAAUUUAAGUAGUCAAACUAAAGUAGUUCUAUGAUUUUAAAGACUUUCUACGAUUAUCAGCUCGAGCUGAUUUGUGAUUUGGUAAGUUUUGCAUAAAUUUUGACCUUGCAAGGACACUAUAGGUAAGCUGCUGCAGUUUCUUCUUGCAUCCAUCCACUGCUCUUUUUAAUGGUACUAUUAUCUUACUGUAAAAACAUCCAGUUGGUUUAGCUGUCAAGUCAAAAGUAACAAGAUAUUCGUGUCAAAUGGAACCUGUGGACCUGUAAGCAGCGCCUGCUUAAAUGGGUGACAACAGACACGUGAUCAUUGUCAACAUGCUAAUUCUGUUUGUCACAGAAAAAGCACCCUGAAGCUGUUUCCUGCCUCUCAGCCAUGGUUUCAGACCACAAAUGUAUUUAUAAAUCUACAAGUGACAGUCAUUUAAAAGAAGAUUUCAUCACACUUACUCUUUUGCGACCCUAAUUUCUAUUAUGUGGAUUCACAAAUAUGUAUAAAAUUACUUAAAGAUUAAAACCUAUAGAGAUGAAGAUAAACAGCCUGGUUCACCCUCGCUAUCUUAUCAUCAUCACAGGUUCAGAUGAGAAGCCUGCCUGCCAAGGCAGAGGUGUGAAAGUCAUCUUAUCUGAUUUCAAACUUUGCACCUUGCUCUGCUAGAAGAAGCUGAAGAUAGGGACGGUCUCAGAAAGCUCACUUAAAGUUUGCCUACUUUUUCUGAAAUAUACAAAUAUCAGUCUAUUUCAUUAACGUGGAAAAACUCUCUACAGGGGCUUUGUGAAUGAGACUUGAUUCAUCUUUGACUUUUUAUAAUCACAGGGCUGCAGAUGAAUUAAUUCAGUCUUUUGAAGAUCCUUUAUAACAUUAAGACUUGAGUUUGUACUGGAUUAUGAUUCAGAGCGAUGUCUCACGCUUUUUUGCAUGCUUUGUCUGUCCUUUGGCUUUUCAGACAUAUACAGAUACACCUGCCUUCGCCUGCUUAGUUCAUAACACUGUCAUACAAUCUGUGUGGAUAUUUAUCGCUGUUUAAAUGUAAGCACUCACUCACUGUGCUGCAGUAUAAGCAGGCGAGUGAGUUUAGAUUCAAUCAAAUGCAAACGUUUGUCUCUAGAGUAGCAUCUGUCUCUUAUUUGACUGUUUCGAUGAAGUUAUGUAAUAAACACUUCCUGUCUGUGCGUGUCUUUCAGCUGAGUCACAGGUCUUGCCUCUGCUAAAAAACAUAAACAAAUAUAGCUAAAUUAGUAUUUAUUUCAGCCCUUAAGUUUUCCUCUGUGAAGGACAGCUUGGCUUCCUCCUGCUGAUUGAUGAUAGCAAGCUGUGAGAGCUGAUGUGUCCCUCUUUGGUAAAAAUUCAGUUAGACUGCGUCAGAACUUUGAUGUUUUAGUCAAUUAAACUUCUUUGCCAUAAGAGUUUUUGUUUUUCAGACAUGACUUUGAGUGUUCUCACUCUUAAGGUCUUGACGCACUUGCAUGAAUCUGAAAUCUCAAAUUUCUCCUGUUUUUUGGAUCACGCCAACGCUGCACUCACUUCUUGACAUGAUUAAAAAAUGAGCUUGAAACCACACUUAUCAAGUAUGACACUGAAUAAUAAACCAAUAGAGUGUAUGAUGUUUUCAAAGGUACUUUUCCCCUACAUUAGAUCUGAAAAUUGAGAUUCUCUCUUCUUAAAGCUCCAGUGAGGAACUUUAUGGGUUAUUUAUUUAUUUAUUUACUUAUUUGCAAAAAGAGUUUUUGUUUUUCAGACAUGACUCUGAGUUUUUCACUCUUAAGGUCUUGACGCACUUGCAUGAAUCUGAAAUUUCAAAUUUCCUUCACCUCUGUUUUUUGGAUCACGCCAACAUUGCACUCACUUGUUGACAUGAUUAGAAAAUAAGCUUGAAACCACACUUAUCAAGUUUGACACUGAAAAAUAAACCAGUAGAGUGUAUAGUGUAUUUGAAAGGUACUUUUCCCCUUCAUCAGAUCUGAAAUUGAGAAUCUCUCUUCUUAAAGCUCCAGUGAGGAACUUUAUGGGUUAUUUAUUUAUUUAUUUACUUCUUUGCAAUAAGAGUUUUUAUUUUUGAGACAUGACUUUGUUUGCUCUAACUGAGAAGUCUUGACGCACUUGCAUGAAUCUGAAAACUCAAUUUCCUUCGCCUCUGUUUUUUGGAUCACGCCAACGCUGCACUCACUUCUUGACAUGAUUAAAAAAUGAGCUUAAAACCACACUUAUCAAGUAUGACACAGAAUAAUAAACCAAUAGAGUGUAUGAUGUUUUCAAAGGUACUUUUCCAUUAGAUCUGAAAUUUAAGAUAUUCUCCUCUUAAAGCUUCAGUAAGGAACUUUAUCGUUGUUUUUUUUAUUUCAAUUUGUUUUGAAACCAAUCAAAAUUAAAUCAUUUCCAUAGCUGAAAGAAGGACUUGGAGUUUUAAACCGAGACCUCGUGACAUGAGCUCCAAACAGCAUCCUUUAUCUUGGUUUGGCAGCUUUCAUCAGAUGUUAUAACAAGUUGUUUCUUUCGUUUCGAUCCACUGUUGACUGACGAAUGUAAAUUUCGUAAAGGCUGAAAGAGGAUCUACCAACUACAGAGUGGGCAUAGGAUGGGACUCACUCUUGGCCGCCUCUGCUCAUUUACAUGUUGCUGCAUCACGAGGAGACCAAAGUCCUGAACUCGUGCCGCUGAAAGCAGCACACGUCUUUUGACUAGAUUUUGACAAAAAUGUAAUUAUCCUCUCUAAUUACCUGUAAUUUACAACAUAUCCUGCCUCUUUUCUUUCGAUUAAUGCUUCAGCAAUAAACAAUUACAUACAACUGACCGGCCAGACAUCAGGAACACAUCGGCUCUAACUGGAUUUAGUCCAUCUAAUUGAUUAGUUGAUUAAUUAACUCUGUCGCUCUAAUUGCAUAAUCUUGUGUCCUUUUGUGUUUUCAUUAGAUCAGAGGAAGGAAGCUGCUGCUGCCGUGUGUUGAAUCUGUGUUGAAGAACAUGAAGAUGACUUUGCUGAGGAGUGCCAGAAUAUCUAAAGCCAACUAUGAGAGCCGGGUUUCUUUCCAGAAAAUACGGCCUUAAGACUUGUUUUAGGUGUUUGCCGAAGUUGAGAAGUUACCACAAUAAGGUGGGCGAAUGUUUGCAAAGUAUUAAUCAUAAAAUUUUUAGCUUUUGUGUCGGGUUAAAGACCAUGCAGGGUGGGAGAGCUAGUUUAGGAGAAAUGACUUUGUUUGAACAGUGACGCAGUGUCUUCAUUAUUGUUUCUAGCUGCGGGUAAGCAGGACACCGCUGAUUGGCAAACCUGGACAGGAAAUUACAACAAUUUAGGAAAGAUUUGGAGCAUAAAUUUUUCCACGUCUGAGAAAAUGAAGGAUUGUCUCACUUUAGCUGCAGCAUUUAGCGAAAGAAGACUGGCUUUUGUCAGCCCUGCUCAUGCCAGAUUUUGUCUUUUCCAAAAAUAUGUGCUUUAAGAAAAAGAUAAUUAAGUUCUCAGCUGAGAUCCAGGAGUCAUCUGGAGAGUAUAACAGCUGAAUGUCAACACUUCAUGGCAGUAAAAUCACAUUUUUGAUGCAUUAUUUAAUCCUAUUGUUGCAUUUAAGCUAUUAUGCUUAGUUUAUAGGUGGUAGGUUCAAUGAAAACUGCUUCAGGGAUCUUUCUGAGAUGAUCUUCUGUCCACCAGCUGAUGAACUCGAGGUGCUGGUAGAUCAUAUGUCGGGAAAGCAACCUUAGAGAAAGAGGUCACCAGGUCAACACACAGAAAAGUGUAGCUUUGGGGGAAGUUAGCCAGUCAGAACAAGAAGCAGAUUAGAAAGGCUGCUUGCAACACUUGGGUGGAGGCGAGAGAGUGAGUUUCUUGUCUGCUGUGCUUUUACAGCUUAACUUUAGUCAAAUCAGUAGGCAGUAAUAAAGGCACAUUUCUUUGGUAAUAGCUUUUAAACUGCUUCAUUUGCCCCCAGGCUUUUCUCAUAGAAAUUACACCGAGUUAUGUUGUAAAGAUAUUUGAACCACAGACAUUUAACAUGAAGAUUGCUCUAUCCUAUUUGAGUCAAUGACAAAAUCCAAACAGGGGGGCUUUGUCAUUGAGCGUCCCUUUACAGCUUGUAAAAACCAUAAAUGGCUGCUUUGGCAAAAUACAUGAAAAAUCAUCAGAUAUAAACUUAAUAUAAACUGUUUAUGGGAGCUUGUUUGUCUCCGUUUAUAAUAAAUCUUGGAGGCUCUUCCUUUUACAUAUUUUCGACCCAAUUAUCGAGGAAUUUGUCGGUCGUGGACGCUCAUUUUCAAAUAUCUUCAUGUGAGGAAUUUUUCUGUUUUUUGACCUCAUGAUUCAAGGCGUCUGUUAGAGCAGCGAUGAGAAAAAAACUCCCCCUUCUACGGCCUUGACUACGCCACCUGAAGAGCUGAUUUAUCAAACAUCUCUAGUGAAUUGCGCCUUAAAGUUAAUUUCAGAAGUGAAACCCUGGGAGCAAUCAGCAACUUGCUCAAGGACACUUGAGGCUUCAGGCCGCUGCGCCGCUCUAAUAUCUGCGUGAUUUAGAGGAGAGGAUGUGGAAGAGGUUGUGGGAUGAGGGAGGAUGUUUUGCACAACUUGGUGAUUUGACCUCAGGGGGCUUCCUCCCAGCAGGAAAAAGUUGAUCUGCUGUUAGCUGAACUUCAGCUCAGUUUUCUAUCUUUGGUCCAUGAGUUUGACAGGAAACAGAGAUUAGCUGCUCCGCUUUGAGGUACCACAGUGGGUAUCCGUCAGAGCGGAGGGAUUACUACACAUUUUCCUCACACGACUAUUUCCACCGUGACAGAAACCUCUUGCAACACGUUUGAUAUUGUUUAUCUAACAGUUCCCAGAAUGCGAAGCCAUGCACGUUUACAUUAUGCGAACUAAACAACAUAUUAAAAAACAAAUUUAGCACACGGUGCAUGCAGCUCUUAUGCAUACAGAUACUCCUCGGUUCCUAGCAGGGAUUUAUGCUAAUACUUAAAUAUGGAACCACGGAUGCAGCACAUGAUGUUACGCCAUGUCAACUGAAUUACUAAUCCUUUCAUAAAAGUUGAUAAGAAGCUGAGUGACAGCAGUGUGCUUUGCUGCUGCAGCUGCAAACAUGACAUGAGAUGAAUCAGUAUCUAUCUAUAUGUAUUACUAAUAUGCUGUUUGAAGUACGAUCAGCUCAGCUCUGUGGGGGACGGUGUUGGAGGUAAACUAAUCCAUUUGGUCCAAAAAUAUCUGACCUUGAGUUAAAAAAAUGAGAAAAACAGUUACUUCCCAGAGACAACGCCUGAAAACUGUUGAAAGUCCGUACUUUUUGUGACCAUGACCGUAUCAUAGAUGUUAACAUUCACCAUUUCACUGUCAACGCCACUGUAAACAAAGGCCAGUAUGAACUGUUCUUGAACUGUGACUGAAAUCUGGGGCUGCUCCAUCAAUAAAAACCCUCUAUAAAAAGCUCAGAACGACAAACUGUGAGUAAAAUUGAAACAGUAGCUACAGUAUAUUGUGCUUUUCUGUGACUGCAUAACUUUUGGAUCGCUUUACAAUGACCAACCUGUGUAAAAAGUAACAUCCACAUGCUGAAUAUCACUAGAACAGCUGCCAAAAUGAAGCAUUGUAGACAAUAGCUGAGCCAGGAUAAGAGAAAGAAAGAGAUUUUGAGCUGAAAAUCACACAGAGUUACAAUAUCGCUGUCCAAGACUGAAAAAUAAAAGGUGAAACUGAGGGUAAAAGGUCGUCUCAAAGUUUCUGUUCCAAUGAAGACGAAAUUUGUCGCUUUGGAAAAUCCUCCGUUUUUUGGAUACCCACAGCCUCGGCUGAAUAAUUGCACAUAAACUAUCUCUGGCCUUCGUUUGGCUCGGCCUGUUUAAAAACAGUUUGUUUUUCCACCAGCACAGUUUGCCAAAACCCCACUGUGAGGUCCCAUCCCUCGGGAUGAUUUAAAUCUACUGCUCAUUUAAUAUGUUCUCGUUUCUGGUGGAGGGCUGAAGGGAUUCACGUUCCUAAAAUUGUCUCCCUUAUUGAGAUAUGGUGCAGAAAAGGAAUGAAGAGCAACUGAAGUUAUAAAAAUGUAACAAGCCAAAUGAAGCCCCCCCUGUUUUUUAAAGACACCACAAGCACGACUUACAUGACAUCAACUCAACCACAGCCGACCCACUGCAGGCCUGUAAAGAUGAUUAUAAUAUAUGAAUCAGUCGUCCCUCUCUUGUUUUUUUCCACCGUCCCGUCAGAUAAUGAACCAUUUCCUCUGCCACCCAAAACACUCUCCUCCACUCUCACUCUGGGGGACUCCAGAGGGAUUUCCCUUUUACCCUCUGAGUGAUGGAGAAAAACAGAGGAGGGUUGCCUCACUCUCAAGUGUCCACUAUGACACACUGCAGUGACACACAGACUCUGGACAUGCGGCGGAGUUGGAUAUUGACAAACAUCUUUCUACUUCCAUCAUCCCUUCACAGUGAGAGUUUGGUUAACAACAGGGGAACAAACUGGGGUAGAACAGUUGGCUAAAGAUAACAGUUUAAUUAUCAAAACUGUCAAACUCACAGGACGGUGGUUACAGUCUUUGUUUAAGGAACACGAUUAUGUAUCUUAUGUUUGUCUUUAUACAAAAACAGAACUGAUUAGUGUGACUCGCUCAGGUAUCUAUGCUUAUAACAUGGAAUCAUGCGUAUGUUUCCAGUCAUAUACAUCAUGUCAACCCUGAACUGGUCCAUGCUCAGCAGAAGCUGAUAAUAAGCUCCUGAGUGACAGCGUGCGGUUUGCAGCAACGGCUACUAUCUGUUCUUUGAGGAUACACAGAAGCGAAGUCUGUGUCUCGACAGGAUACAUCUGCUCAUGGAGGAAAGAACUAAAAGUGUGUUUCUGAGUAAAAAUGAUGCUGUGGGUGGAAUACUGCAAAAAAGGCUGGAGCUGGAAUCAAAAGUCCACACAGUGUUUCUGUAUGUGAGUUGAAAUUAAGAGUCUAGACGUGAAUUUACCGUAAUGAGUCAAAUGGCAUCUUCCUGUGAUUCUCGCUUUCCUUAUCUGUAAUUGCUCCAACUUUACAAGCCAGUUUAACCAGAUGAGGUAAUGUCAUUAAUUCUGCUGGGUUCUGUGAAUACGGAAAAUUAUCUGUUAAGUUAAGAGACCAUCACAGUUUAAGAUAACUCUUGUGAAGAGUUUUAAUCUUGGCAUUUAAAGCCCACAUUUUACUGGAAAUAGUGUAAAGACAAAAAAUAAGAUACUUAAACUGAACAUUUUUGGAAACACGUUGCUGGAAUCAGAUUUAAAAUGAGCAUAUUGACCUUUUUUUCGAUUUCAAUACGUUGUCUCUGAACUAUCUAAUCAAAUACAAACUUAAAAAUUCAGACUGUUCUGACUGGCUGUUGUCUCGUUGAUUCCUGAAGGCCAGAGCAGCAUGGUUCAAACUAUUGUCAAGUUGUGACACACGCUCCCCCCUCACCUCCCUCCCUCCCUCCUCUCUUUCAGGUCUGAACACGUCCAGUUUCACUCUUAUGAUGUUGUAAUUGCCCCCUGCUCCCCUCCCCUUCCCCUCCCCCUCUCCCGCUCUGAGUGUCUGAAAGCCGCACUCGCUCUCUCAGGUCAGUCUGAGUGUUUAUUUCUACCGACUGAGAAUGUCAAACGCCGCUCUGUUUUUUGAGCGGCCAAUUCUCACACAACAGUCCUAACACUUCAUCUGAGUUCAUAACACACAAAACGGCUUCAGUUAUGGUUCUUCAAAUGUCACACUAACAGCUCAUCUAAAUAUCUCUCUGUUUAGCACAGCCUUUGUAUAAUGAAGUGCUUAUUUCAUGAGAGGCUGCCUUCCAUUUUUAUUGUGUUUGAGAGUCAGGGAAAAAUUAAUAGCGUUCUUGACAUUUCAGCCUCGAGGUUUUAUGAAAACAGAGACUAGAAAUGACACAAUUAUUUCCGUCUUUUCAGCAACCGGCUCAACCCGUGUCGACUGUAUCUUGUAAGCUUGUUCUGUGUAAGUAAUGGCGGAUCAAUACUGCGAAAUUGUAAAGUGAUUUUUUCCUGCCACUCAUUAGAACAAGGUCAGCAAGCAAUAACACGCAUCUACGGCCCGUUCUGUGAGGCUUUUACAACUGGAAUUAUUACAACAUCAAAAUUUCAGUGUGGGCGAUGCUGAGUCAUGGAUUGGUAAUUCCUCAGAGGAAGCAAACUUCGGGCUGGAAGAAAUUCGCCUCUGGCCUCCUCUUCUUCCUCUCCUUUUCUCUCUCUCACUCUUUGUAAUAUUCAUCUAUGAAUAAUAAUUCACACGGCGGCCUGAGACCAAAGGGGUAACUAAAACAAGAUAUCAAAACAGUAGCAACAUUAUGGGGUGUGUUCUCAGUUGCGUGAACAGUUUGUCUACAUGGGUGUGUGUUUGGGGAAGUGUGUUAGUUCUGUAUGUGAGCCAAUAGUGAGCCAUGUCAGGACCUGCUGGAAGAAACUAAAGUCUGAGCGAUCCCGGCAAACAGGCAGAGCGACGGACAUAGCUGGAUCCUCACAUCAGCCUA